AUGUUCCAAAAGCGAAAGGUAGUUUUGACUAGGCCUGCGCCCAAUCGAACACAGUCGUCGAGCACGGCGCGUGAGCCUAAACCAGAACGCUUAAACACUGAACAGCAUCAGGGACUACGCCCGUCGCUGGUAAAUUCGACGCUCUGCGUUUCCUCGAGCAGCAGGUCGCUCGACCAGCUUUUGCAGCACGGAGGGCUUCCGCUGGGAUCUAUAACACUUUUGGAGGAGCAUGGAGCUACCGACUAUGCGUCAACCGUCCUGAAAGGGUUCUGUACAUUGGGAGUGAGAGAUCAAAGGGCGGGUUCAGACUCUUUGGUUGUAUGUCUGGGAAUUCCAGGCUGGGUGCGAGGGAUCCCAGCGAUUGGAAAGACUAGUGUCGACACGGAAAAGCCAGAAGAGCUGCAAAAAAUACGGAUUGCUUGGAGGUACCAAUUGUCUCAGAACACGAACCGACAGCCGCCACGGGCCUCCACGGGCCUCUACACCAGUGAUCUGAACUUUAAAGCUAACAUGACCCCGGCCCCGAAACAGUCGGAGGUCGUCCAUGUAUCUGGUGCCACAUUGGCUGACAUAUUGGCGAAAUACGCGAAUCUGCUAGCGUCGCAGCCCGCCAACCGGAUCAUUCGGGUGGUAGUUCCCAGCCUGCUCCAUCCCGCGGUCUACCGAGAGGAAAGCUCCCUGCCGGAGAACCUUGUUCCGUUCAUACUGGGGCUGCGUAGCUUAUCUCGCAAGUUCGGCACGGCAACAAUAAUAUCCCUACCCUUGCAGCUCUACCCCAGAGCCAAUCCGGUGAUUUCUCAGAUCGAGGCACUCUGCGACGCGGUUAUUGAGCUCGAACCCUUUGAAGAUCCCAACGUUCAGGGAUUUGCCCACGUACACAAAAUUGCCGAGCUAAGUGAGCGUGGGAUAGACGUGUACCGUCGGCAUGAGUACUCGUUCCGACUCGGACGCAGCCAGUUCGAAAUCGCCCCCUGGGGCAUACCCGUGGACGAGAGCGAAAUAGAAAAAGACCUAUUUUAG
Messenger RNA from Wickerhamiella sorbophila, 1020 nucleotides. RefSeq names its product Elongator complex protein 4. Gene Ontology annotation, cellular component: transcription elongation factor complex; elongator holoenzyme complex; cytoplasm. The transcript has a single exon. The coding region runs from base 1 to 1020 and encodes 339 amino acids. NCBI's taxonomy places the organism in Eukaryota, Fungi, Ascomycota, Dipodascomycetes, Dipodascales, Trichomonascaceae. Gene Ontology annotation, biological process: tRNA wobble uridine modification. The record is from RefSeq and is a predicted model, not a curated record.